Erythranthe guttata (spotted monkey flower) is the source of this 1256-nucleotide messenger RNA. The record is from RefSeq and is a predicted model, not a curated record. NCBI's taxonomy places the organism in Eukaryota, Viridiplantae, Streptophyta, Magnoliopsida, Lamiales, Phrymaceae.
AUAUCCCACUGUUUCCACUUUCCAUAUAUCGAUCAGUAGUUGCGAAAAUGUCAAUAAAUCAGUACUACCCUUCAGACUGGUGGUCAUAUCCGAUCCCCAAUUCUGCCGCCGCCGCCCCUCUUCAUCUCAACCACGGCACCUCCGCCGCCGCGUUCUGCAGCCAGAGCGCGGCUUUCUGCUAUAGCCACAACAACAAUGAAACCGAAGAAGAAUCACCGGAAGAAACCAACAGUACCGCGUCACGGCCGCCGGAAUUGGGCCAACAUGAAGUAGUGGAUGAAAUACCGAAAGAGCCCUUGUUCGAGAAAUCACUUACCCCCAGCGACGUCGGAAAACUCAACCGCCUCGUCAUACCCAAGCAACACGCCGAGAAGUAUCUCCCGUUGAACAACGGCGGCGGAAGCGGAGGAGGAGACACAGGCGAGAAGGGCUUAGUAUUGAGCUUCGAGGAUGAGGUCGGAAAAUCGUGGAGAUUCCGGUACUCAUACUGGAACAGCAGCCAGAGCUACGUCUUGACGAGAGGGUGGAGCCGCUUCGUCAAGGAGAAAAGGCUCGACGCCGGCGAUGCUGUUCUCUUCCUCCGCCACCCAGAGGAUGUCGGCCGUCUGUUUAUAGGGUGGAGGCGGAGAAAUUCGGGCGGCGGCGGCGGAGGAGGACAAGAGAUCAGUAGCGUUGCUAGUGCUAGUGCUAAUGUUAGGCGGACACCACCUGCCGGCGGCGGCGGUGGCGGGUGGAGCCGGUUAGUUUAUAAUAAUCCGGCGGGGCAUCCUUAUCUAAUAAGCCAAUAUUAUCAAGACUACUGUUCUUCUUCUCUCUCUUACCAUUACCAACCACCAAACGAUUGUCCUCAUGCAGCAGAUGCAGAUCGGAAGGAAACAGCAGCAGCAAGUGGGAAUUUAAAGAGGGUGAGAUUAUUUGGUGUGAAUUUAGAUCAGUGGGAGUCGUCGUCGUCCGAGCCACUAUCGAGCCCAGAGGGUUCGAGCAUGGCUCGAACCCAUUACCACCCAUAUCACGACUAGCUAUAUAUAUUUGAUCACAUGGAGGAACUACGAGAUCAAUUUUCAUCGGCAAGGAUAAGAUCUAGGCGACGAUGACGUGGCAUUUUCUCAUUAUAUAUAUAUAAAGAAAAAUACCAUGUAUUCUCUUUUUCUUUUUUUUUCUUUUUUUUUUUAAUUAUAAUUUUUUGUUCUUCUUCUCAAUAUCACGUUUAAUUUAUUUUAAUUAUUUAUUGAGAAAAUACCUUAUUUCUUAGGAAA